GUAAGUCAUUGCGAGAUUACGUAGGCAGAAGUACAGGAAGAACCUUUACGCAGAUGGUGCGAAGCUGAGCGGCAAGAAGAAUUACAACAGCAGCAACAAUGGAUCGAGUGAGGUCUGCAUUUAACAGCAUGAUUAAAAGAGAGCGGUACAGCAGGUUCACGCUGCAGCCAGCGGUGGACGGAGAAAGACACGUUGAGGUCAAACUGUCUGAUGAUGCCACAGAUGACGCCACAGAGGCCGAGGCAGGGGGCUCUCCGAGCUUCAGGCCAGCACCUCUGCAUCAAAACCGCCGUACCAUUUGCUACCUGGCCCUGGGAACUCUGCUGAUUUUUCUUACAGGCUACCUGAUCGGCUACAUCAGCAAACCCGGCGUGGAGCAGAAGAACUGUGGCACAGAGCUGGGCGGGGAAAAUAGCCUGAUAAUGACGCCAUCCGUUGUUGCACCAAAUGCUCAAGUUCAGCUGGAGUGGAAGGACAUCACCCAACUCCUCACGCAGAAACUCACCAGCCAGGCCUUUGACAAAACUCUGAGUGACUUUGAUGUGCUCAGACGUUUGGCAGGAAGUGAGGAAGAUUUGAGUCUGGCAAACCGCAUCUUUGAUGAAUUCAAGAAAAUGGAGAUGGAUCCCUGGACUGACAGCCACUACGUUCAGCUGCAGCAGCCAGACAGCAAUAGGCCAAACCGUGUCCUCUUUGGUUCUGAUGUCUUCAAGCCUACGGGAUAUCUGGCCUACAGUGCUCCUGGGACAGUUGAGGGGAAGCUGGUGUAUGGCAACUAUGGUCGUCAGGAGGAUCUGGAGGUUCUGCAGAAGAAGAACGUUGAGCUGAAAGGGUGUGUGUUGCUGCUGCGAGCUGGAAAGAUCAGUUUUGCGGAACAGGUGGAUAACGCUGCCACAAAGGGGGCGUCUGCUGUUCUGAUCUACCCUGACAGGAAAGAUUACCCAUAUCUUGCGGGCACAGCACUCUACGGGCAUGUCCAUCUGGGUUCAGGCGACCCCUACACCCCUGGAUUCCCCUCCUUCAACAGCACCCAGUUCCCCCCAACUCAGUCGUCUGGCCUCCCCAAAAUCCCAGCCCAGACAAUCACCGCCAACAUAGCUUCAGCUCUUCUACAGAAAAUCGGUGGCCCUGAAUCAGAUGAAAGCAGCGGUUUUAAAGGCGGCUUUGAGUCGCUGGCUUACAGUCUGGGAGGCAGCAAGAACAUCACUGUCGAGGUGAACAACGUGCUGGUCAACAGGAAGAUCCCCAAUGUGUUUGGAGUCAUCAAAGGAUUCAUUGACCCUGAUCGCUACGUUGUACUGGGAGCUCAGAGAGACGCCUGGGGUAGUGGUUUUGCCAGAGCCACUGUCGGCACCUCUGUACUCGUAGAGCUGGCUAAGGCUGUUCAUGAGAUGGUGGAGAAAGAUGGGUUCAGGCCCAGAAGAAGCCUGGUGUUUGCAAGCUGGAGUGCCGGAGAGUAUGGAAGUGUUGGCGCCACUGAGUGGUUGGAGAGUUUUAUAUCCUCAGUUGACAAACGUGUUGUCACCUACAUAAGCCUGGAUGGAGUGGUCAUGGGUAAUGGGAGCUUUAUGGCCUCAGCAAGUCCGCUGUUGUACAGCCUCCUCGAGAAGACGAUGAAAGCGGUGAAGGUUCCUCUUGGUUCUGGCACUGUGUACGACCUGGUGGGGGAAAGUAAAUGGGAGACCAAUGCACUGAGGCCGAUGUCAAUGGACGACCCUGCCUAUCCCUUCCUCGCCUUCUCUGGAAUUCCAUCCAUCUCUUUCCACUUCACCUCUCCCAAAAUUGAGGCCUACCCUUACUAUGGCACAGACCUGGACAACAAGAACAAUCUCAAUUUCCAAACCAACCGUCGCACCAGUGAAAUGGCAGCGGUGGCGGCGCAGUUUGCUGGCCAGAUGGCUCUGCGGCUGGUCCACGACCACCGGCUCAGCCUGGAUGUGAGCCGAUACAGCAGCGUCCUCGCCAAGGGUGUGGCCAAGGUCUACAGACACAUCAACCAACUCUCACAGUCUGGUCAGCUGAAGGAAGUGAAUCCCAGCUGGCUAAACCGAGCACGCGGCUCGUUCCAGCGAGCUGCUUCCAGCAUCAACGAAGCCUUCGACAAGACUGACUUGGAUGACAAGGAGGCCUGUCGCAUCCUCAACGACAGGAUCAUGAGUGUUGAGCACACCCUCCUCUCUCCUUAUGUGUCCCCCAUCGAGAACCCCUUCCGUCACCUCCUGCUGGGCCGGGGCUCCCACACUUUGGCAUCCAUCGUGGAGACCGCCGACGUGAAUAAGUUCCGCACCCGACUGGCCCUGGCCACCUGGACCCUGGAGGGAUGUGCCAACGCCAUGGUGGGCAACAUUUGGGAAAUCGACAACGAAAUCUAAAGAAAAUGGACGGGGAGUUGUUUGGCGUUGGUGUGUGUGUGAAAUUAAAUAUGAGGUAGAGCCGAGAUAGGAGCUCCAAUAAUCAGCACUUAAGCACAAGCUAUCAAUCACCGGCCUAGGUCUCGCCCUUUAAGAACAGGCUUAUUAUCAGUUUUUGGGGGGUCUCGAUCCCACUAAGAUCAGGAGGAGGUAGAAAAUAUAAAACACAUUCUCAAAAAAUGUGAACCAAGUACUUGAAGAAAUGAAACAUGACAAAUCUGCCUCCUCUCCAACACCUCGGACCAGUCAAAGCCUUAGCUGCGACCUAUUGCCAUCCAAACACUGAGAAACCUUAUUUAUACUUAAGUUUAUUUAUCAGUGGCAGUGUCCACUAUAAAUGUAUUGUUUGUCUUUUUAUACGACGUUAUCGGAAGCAGUGCCUUCCAUAAUUAUGACGGUUAUACUGUCUAAUCCUCUGGCAGCAUCUGCUACAGAAAAUGACUCCUCAACUGUUGCUUACAAAAUGGAGCCCCUGAUGAAGUUAAGAUUUGAAUUUUGAAUGACCUUCAUUUCUUCCUUUUGUGUGGAUCCCAGUUAAAAUGGUAAUUUGUGUUUAAAAAAAAAAAAAAAGUGACGUGAAGUGGCGCUUCCGUUGAUCAUUGAAAUGGUUAAUUAAAAAGCAUUAAAAGGGAGAAAUGAAGGGUAGAAAAUAGUUUUUCUUGGAAAUGUGUGUUAGUAUUUACAUUUAUCUGUCAAAAACUACACUAAGAACAAACAUUAAACUGAAACUGUCUUGAUAUUAUGAAAUUUAUAUUAAUAUACCAACAAGCCCAGAGAUAAACUGUGUUUGAUUGGAUUUAAUCUGCGAUUGAUGGCAGGAUGAAAAAAAAAACAAAGCCACCAAGAAACCAUAAACAAACCUUAUCAAAUUCCAUUUUUAGUGCAACAACUCUGAUUUGUUCAGUAAUUUGCAAGAAAGCCAUUUAUGUUGCACAGUCUACUUUGGAGCAGUUAAUAACAUGAUCGAGUUAUCGGGAGCAGUGUCUUCCAUAAUUAAAACCCAUUAUCGGGAGCAGUGUCUUCCAUAAUGACAAGCAGUAAUGGUAGUUUUUACCUACCCGUAUGUAUAUAUGUGUGUGUGUGUGUGUGUGUGUUUUUACGUAGUGUGUAUUUAUCGAGGGCAGUGUCUCUCAUAUUUCACUUAAAGGGUGGAACAACUUAUCGGGGACAGUGUUUCCCAGAGUUUUAUACUUGACAUAUUUGCGUUAUUUUGUUUUUUUUUUUGUCUUUUAUUUUUGGAUUACGUGUGUGCGUGUAGGCACAGUUCUCCUGUGUAUUUGUGCUUUGGACUUUUUUCUUGUGUUUCUUUGUGUUAGUGACUUUAUAAACACCACGGAUUCUGUUCCUAUGUAUGAAUUCAUUGCACAAGCCACCACUCUGUCUGCAUGUGUUUCAGUCACGUGUUUCCUCUUCACUGCAUGUUGCUGUGUUGCUUUACUGAGGCGUAGCUCAACAGAUUUGGAUCAUAUCAAAUGUUCAAAUUCAACCAUAUAUUUUUUUUCUUUAAUACAUACACUGAUAGAUAAUUUUUUUUGUUUGACCAUUUUCUUACCAUUAAAGUUAGUCCUUCAUUUUCCCAGAAGGUAUCAGUCCUCUGAACAUAAAGCAGCAGAAAAAAACCACAGACACAAUAACAAUACAAUUGAAGCCAUAAUAUGAACACUUUUUCAUAAUUCAGAUUAUUACAUGUUUGAACACAUUGGUUUGUUUCCACAUGUCUGUUCUGUUGAGCUUCGUACAGUUUUUUCUUUCCCAUAUCUGUCACAAGAAUUAAAAGUAAGGUUGCUUAAUAGGUUGGUUGGGAAAUGGAUUUUUUCGCUCACUGUCUAACUAAAAUACUGAAUGCUAUGUUGAAAUACUGUUUCAAAACCUGGUCAGUAAGAUGUUUGCACUUGAAAAGUUCUUGGAAGUUUUGUUUCUGUGACCUUCAUGUUCAGCUGAAAAGUGUAAUAAACCCUUUUGGGCAUAUAGCAA
Molecule: messenger RNA, 4385 nt
Organism: Micropterus salmoides (largemouth bass)
Lineage: Eukaryota; Metazoa; Chordata; Actinopteri; Centrarchiformes; Centrarchidae
Product: transferrin receptor protein 1-like
Exons: 19
Coding region: 99-2372 (757 amino acids)
Biological process (GO): iron ion transport; intracellular iron ion homeostasis
Cellular component (GO): external side of plasma membrane
Source: RefSeq, a predicted model, not a curated record